AUGAUGGAGAGUGUUCGAGACAAUGAGGAUAAUUUCGUGCAUUUCUCUACUGUUCAAGACAAGAUGUAUGAUUUUUACAAAGAAGGAAAGUUGGUGGAUGUCACAUGGAAAGUCGGUUCCAAAGAGGAAGAAGUGAACGCACAUUCUUCAGUUUGUGCCUUGUCUAAUCGUCUAAAAGAACUUCUUUUAGCACACCCUGGUGAUGAAAGUAAACGAAUCAUUCGAAUCCCAUCAAGUCUGACUAACUCAGCAGACGAACUGAAAUCACUGCUCUUUCUGGCAUACACGGGAAUGUUGGAAGAAAAUCGGUCAAUAACCGAGUAUAUCGAACUGUGUGAAAGGUUUGAUAUGCCUAUAGGAUAUGCUGCGUGUUCUCGUGCUUUACGUUUUCUUUUCAUGAAAACUCUUCUACAGCCAGGUAUCAAUGUAGAAGAGCAGAAUACUCUCCAACGUAUUUUUGUUGAUGCCUUCGAGAAAUCGACCUCCAUGGAAGUUCACCAGACUAUGUUGGAUAUGUUUAGAAUGCAUCCCUUAAUCUUUAACAAUCCCCUGUGUCUUUCAAAAGUCCCCCUAGACUGGAUCCUAAAAGUAAUCGAAGAGAAAAGUCUUUGGAUGCAGAGUACAGAGGGCUAUAUCUAUUUUGGUAGAAACUACGUAACGGAAGUUAAUAAAUUACUGGAUAAUAUUUUUACAAUUCAUGGUGCGACCAAAAUUCCGAUCGAGUUUAAAUCAAAAGAAUCAAUGUUAGCUCCACUUUGCCUGAAGGACCCGAUUAAUGGUUCAUAUGGUUACCAUUCGUACGCAUAUGACUACAACUUUUCAGAGCUACGGGGCUCCAAGGUUUCUUGCGAAAAACAUCCACCCAAUGAAUGGAAGGUGUGUGCCAUAACUGGCCAUACAAGUCGUGGCUGGGAUAACUUACAGGUUCUGGCCGGACUUGAUAUAACUUAUGAAAAUCUGAUUACUGGACUGAAGGAAGAGGUGCUAUGGGGAUUUGAAAAUGAGGAACUUUACACAAAGUGAAAAACAAUUCAAGUUCCGGAAGAUGACAUUAUCACUGGUGUGAUAGUCAAUGGUGGAGGGAUGAUCGAUAAAUUGGUGUUUACCACACUCCGAGGAAUGCAUCUGGAUGCUUUGGGUAAUUCUGACGGUGGAGUUAUAGCAGUAAUUGAACCAUCAAACUUUUGGGGCAACAACAAACCCGACAGCACACUGGUUGCCUUCCAUGGUAUAAGUUACAUCAACAUCGAAUCACGUGGGCAAACUUUUAUAUGCAAGCUGAAGUUUCGAUUCUCUUGUGUGGACAGCGAAGUUGUUCUCAGAUUAAAUGAGAACGAAAAGGAAUUUGCAAACGAGAUCUUCAGAAACAAGAAAAUACUGCUCUAG
Rodentolepis nana is the source of this 1386-nucleotide messenger RNA. The record is from the annotation of a GenBank genome assembly. Lineage: Eukaryota; Metazoa; Platyhelminthes; Cestoda; Cyclophyllidea; Hymenolepididae.